AUGGGCAAAUCCGGACGGAAGAAAACCUACAAGAACCAGGAGGAACACCAGCAGGCGGCGCCAGAGGGCGAGAAGGCGGACGCACGCGAAGGUGGAGGCGAAGGUGAAGGCGGGAGCGGAGGUGGAGGUGGAGGUGGAGGUGGAGAUGGAGGCGGGGGUGGAGGCAGUGGAGAGACGAAAUGCAGGAUCUGCGGGAUCCAGGCCAGGAGCAUGUGUGCGGCCUGCAAGGACGUCUAUUAUUGCUCCAAGGAGCAUCAGCUCCAGGACUGGAAGAACCAUAAGGAGAAAUGUCUGCCCUUCAAGACGUGCUACUCCGAGACCCUCGGCCGACACCUGGUGGCGACCCGGAACAUCAAGGAGGGCGAGGCGAUCAUGAAGGAGCCGCCGCUCGUGGCGGGGCCCAAGCAGGUCUCGUCGCCCAUCUGCCUCGGCUGCCACCUCGCGAUGACGGGUGAGUACCGAUGCACCGAAUGCGGGUGGCCCGUCUGCGGGCCGAAGUGCCAGGCGUCUCCCUACCAUCGUCCCGAGUGCGAGCUCUUGUCGCGGUCCAAGGGGAAGGUCGCGUUCGACGACCUCGUCUCUCCGAAUGCGUAUUACCAGUGCAUCACACCGUUGAGGUGCCUCUGGCUCCGGGAACGGGACGUGGAGCGGUGGGGCGUCGUCGAGCGGAUGGAGUCGCACGUGGAAGAGCGCAAGGGCACCAAACUGUUCCAGCUGCGACAGCACAACAUCGUCGACUUCAUUCGGAUCACCAUGGGGGUCGCGGAGUACGACGACGACCUGAUCCACGAGGUCUGCGGCGUCCUGGACACCAACUGCUUCGAGAUCCGCCACCCCAAGGUCGUCGUUCGCGCCCUGUACGCGACGGCGUGCAUCAUGGCCCACGAGUGUCGACCCAACACGCGACACUGCUUCGACGAGAACCUCAACAUCAUCGUCCGGGCCACCGUCCCGAUCAAGAAGGGCGAGGGGAUCACCACCACCUACAUUCAAAUCCUGAUAAACACCUACGCGAGGCGGAACCACCUGUCGUUCGCCAAGUGCUUCUGGUGCGACUGCAUCCGCUGUCGCGACCCGACCGAAUUCGGCACCUACCUGAGCGGGUGGCGCUGCCUCCAGUGCGACGAGGGGAAGGUCUCGCACGUGAACCCCCUGGACGCGGAGAGCGAGUGGAGGUGCGACGCCUGCGACGCCUGCGUGGAGCCGGCCGUGAUCCGCGCUCGCGACAUGUCUCUCGCCUCGGAGAUCAAGGCCAUGGACAAGACGGUGGAGAAGCUGGAGGAGUUCCUCGUCUACCACUCCGACGUCCUCCUCCCCACCAGCUCCUACAUGGUCCAGGUCAAGUUCGCCCUGGUCAAGAUCUACGGGCACGUCCAGGGGUUCAUGCUCGACGAGUUGAGCCCCGCCCAACUGGAACGGAAAGAGGAGCUUUGCCGAGAACUCCUCACUGUGGCAGCCAAGCUGGACCGGGGGCUGUCCAGGUUCCGGGCGCUCCUCCUCUACGACCUGCACGAGGUGAUCGUGAGGAGGAGCAAGACGGACGAGGGGAGGGUGAGGGAGGCGCUGCGGAUGCUGCAGGAGUGCCUGGAGAUCAUCUCGGUGGACCCGGGAGUCACGGAGGAGGGUCAGCUGACGGCGAUCGCGAGGAAGAAGCUCGUGGGUCUUCAGGAAUACGCGAGGCAGUUGGAGGCGAAGAAGAAGAACGGGAAGUGAUAGGGUUUUCGUUUGCUGCGUGGUUGUGGGAUCGUGAGGGCGUCGCCGCCAGACGUUUUAUCCGUCGGAGGUCGUCUGCCAUAUGUCGUGUGAUGGUAGAGGCGAGACGAAAAAGAUUCCAAAUUUUAGAAAAGUAUUAGAAAAAGAUAUGGGCGAAGGAGAGGGGGAGAACGAUCACCGAGAGGCUGAAUUUGCAGAGGGUGGACUCUUCGGCGUUGUCGAUCCUUCGGUGCGAACUCAUUGGAUCCAUCAGUGUCGAUCUAACACUUCGGUGACGCCACAGUCAGCCAGUAGCCUGUCGGCGACGCGGUGAAGCCCUGGGAUAGUUUCAUCGAUCGGGAUCCUCUCAAUGACGCUGUCCUCUGGGGAGUUCUUGCAUCGUGGGAGAGAGCAGUGACGGCAGCAGUGACGGCGGUAGUGACGGCAACAGUGACGGCAGCAAUCUCGGGCUCCGAGCAGUGCCGUUGGAUCCACUGGUGGUCCUGCAAUGAGGAGUGCGAGUCUCCGAGGUUGUGGUCCACUGCAUCGACCUCGUGAAUGGCGUCUGGGCCUUUACCUCUACGAUGUAUUUUCCCUUCUAUAUAGUUUUUCGAAAAAAAAAGGCG
Molecule: messenger RNA, 2318 nt
Organism: Darwinula stevensoni
Lineage: Eukaryota; Metazoa; Arthropoda; Ostracoda; Podocopida; Darwinulidae
Source: the annotation of a GenBank genome assembly